Molecule: messenger RNA, 603 nt
Organism: Phalaenopsis equestris
Lineage: Eukaryota; Viridiplantae; Streptophyta; Magnoliopsida; Asparagales; Orchidaceae
Product: putative invertase inhibitor
Exons: 1
Coding region: 58-597 (179 amino acids)
Molecular function (GO): enzyme inhibitor activity
Source: RefSeq, a predicted model, not a curated record
ACAUCCACAACAUCAAACCCCUCAUUUCUCUUCCUCAUCACUCUCUCUCUAGAAGCCAUGAAUAAACCUCACUCUAUCUUCAUCCUCUCCUUCCCCCUCCUCCUCCUCCUCGCCGGCCACCCAUCCCUCGCCGGAGAAACCCUCCACUCCCUCUGCAGCUUUCUCGGCGGCGAUUACGUCGACUACAACUACUGCGUCUCCACUCUCUCCUCAAAUCCCGCCGCCUCCACCGCCGACGGCCACACCCUCGCCGUCAUCGCCGUCAAUCUCACCGUCACCAACGCCACGGCCGUCAAAUCCCGCGCCGACUCGCUCUCUCUCUCCUCCACCGAUUCCUUCAUCCGUUCUUCUCUCCUCAACUGCUCCUCGCUUUACGCCGCCGCCGCACCGGAUCUCCACAGCUCCGCCGCCGCCACCGCCGCCAAAAACUACACCGGAUCGGCGGCGGUGCUCGCCGACGUGCUCCGAGUUCCGGCGGGAUGCGAUCAAGGGUUUGAGAGGCAGCAGGGCGCGGUUUCCCCGAUUCGGAAGGAAAAUAAUGCUUUCUCGGACUUAACCACGCUCGCUAAAGCAGUUAAUAAUUAUAUGGCUCAGUGAUUUUAU